AUGGAAAGAAAACUUUCAAGAGUUUAUUAUGCCCUCAAAGGCUUUUGGAAGGGAUUGCCUGCUUUUAAGGGGUUGGCUAAAGGAGGAGUCUGAGGACGUUGCAAAGCUUUGGCCGAUCAAGCAACCCAUCUGACAGAUUUAUUUGCCUGCCCUGAAGCGUAUCCCGAGACCAACUUUUGAUGUUGAAUUUCCAAAUGCAGUUAAUCAAGCUGAUCUUCUAUUCCUUCCAUGACAGACUUCCGAGAGGAAAAGUUGCAUAAGUAUGCAUUGACAGUUGUUGAUCCUAGAAGCAGAUUCAAGGCUGCCGAACCUCUUGAAUUUUAGCUGAAUGUCUCUUCACUUUCCACUGUAGUCCAGAGAUGAAGAGGAAAAGAGAUCAACCGAAUGGGUAAAAAGGAUUCCAGAAGUUGUUUCAGCUUUGAAUAGCGAAGUGACCGGGUUGACUGGAAAGAAGCCUGUUGAAGCAAUCGAAGAGAAGGUGGUUGACGUGAAGAGUUCAACGACUUAUUUAAGACCAGUCCGCCUAAAGGAAAAGAGACUCGACUCUUCAAAGAAUGUGAGAUAUUUCUUUGCCACCGGUGAGCUGGAAGGUGGUCAAAGGCGAGCCACAGAUCCAAUGUGGUCUCUGAAUGUCUUCAAUAUCAAGUGA
Molecule: messenger RNA, 649 nt
Organism: Pocillopora meandrina
Lineage: Eukaryota; Metazoa; Cnidaria; Anthozoa; Scleractinia; Pocilloporidae
Source: the annotation of a GenBank genome assembly